Messenger RNA from Cantharellus anzutake, 3594 nucleotides. RefSeq lists its product as uncharacterized. The record is from RefSeq and is a predicted model, not a curated record. Lineage: Eukaryota; Fungi; Basidiomycota; Agaricomycetes; Cantharellales; Hydnaceae. The coding region runs from base 173 to 3379 and encodes 1068 amino acids. The transcript has 5 exons.
UCACGACUAGCGUGGUUGAAUUGCAUGGCCCACACGUGAUUGAGCCACUUGUUGACAGCUGUUUACGCUUGCGUUGUUGUUUGUUGGAUUUACGAUCGCGUCCUCAUCUACAUCUUUAUAGGUCUAUUCAACCAGGGCGCGUCCUUCUGCAUCAAAACUACCGCCAGAGUUGAUGGCUUUUUGCCGCAGCUGUGGCGACAUUGUUACACAAGACAGGUGCAAGAAAUGCGGCGGUCUUCCAGCUGAACCUUCCGUGAGAUUUGGAAAGAGGAAACCAGGUGUGGGUGAUAGUUGGUCCAAAACUUAUGUUCAAGAAUCCGUACCCACAGAACCAGAAUCGAAGCCCUCGACGUCAGUUCCCGAAAAAACCACCUCCACUAAUUCCCGUUCACGAACUGCAUCUACGACUCCGGUUGACGAUACUCAAACCUUUGUAUCUCGUACAGCCAACAAGUUUCCUCGCCGACAGAGCCAUCAUUCUGGAAACUCACUAGUGGGAAGCAAAAGCCGUACUUUUGAGAAAAUCCAAUCUCACAUCAACAGCGUGACAUCUUCUCGCCCUCUUAAGCACUCUGUCGCACCAGGCGCCGACACAAAUGAUGGUACGACGAUAGUUAAAUCUCACGUUACUGGGGCGCUUGUCAAAGUGUAUGGCACCGUUCUGGGUCGACCUGAGACCCUAAAAUCGUUCAUGUGCAAUGGGUGCUCAAUGACGUUCCUCCCCGACCAAACAAUAUAUCCUUCGCCUUCAGAACCCGGAAGAUACCUGUGCCAGGAUUGUUUUCGGAAUGAUUCUGCUGCCUCACGGGGCACUUGUGAGGAAUGUCAUAAACCAGUGUACGCGCUCGUCAAGGAGGAAGGUGGUAAACCUGUAGAGAAUGCUGGACGCAUCUGGCACCCGUCAUGUUUCCGAUGCACUGGUUGCGGAAAGGACAUUUCAAAGAGUCCAAUGGUUGAUAUUACAGGCAAACCAUGCUGUGAGACGUGUUUUGAUGAAUGCCUUCGGGCUGGGUCACCAAGUCCAAAGCGGCAUCGGACGCGCUCCAGCGCAAGUGUUGGUGGCGUACGUCAGAGCGCGAAAGAAGGUUCCCCCAGCAGAGAAGGAAGCCCUGUUGUCGAGGAGCUCGAAUUGCGGCUGGGAAUCACGAAGUCCAUUUCAGGUGCUUCCUCCCCCGUCUCCAGGGAUGUCCCGAAACCGACACCACGGACAAAUGGGGGACUCAGCCCUACCAUCGAGCGCCUAACUAAAAGACUGGACUCACUCAUCAAGGCACAGGCCGAACCACUACCACCUACUACCCCAUCUCCCCCACCACCUCCUCGAUCCGAAGUUGCGACCACCUCCUCCCUUUCGCCUUUAACACGUUCGCUCGUCAACUCCUCGCUGGCAAAUAGCUUGAGCACGCAGUCAUCUUCAUCCAUGUCACCCAGUGUGGUGGACUCAGAUGCUUCGUCCGUUGUCUCUGCCCCAUCUACGGCUUUCACAUCUGUCUUAAACUCGCCACCAAGCCCCUCUGGGAAAGAUUUACUAGAGGAUAUUGGUGCCAGCGGGUUCGAUGCGGAUGAUGAUCGCAGCACCACACCUUCCAUCACUCCCAUCCGCAGGUCUGCUCAUAGGAGCCGUCCUAGCUUGAUCCCAACGUUCAGAGGUACACCUGACUCGCCCAGACCUUUGCCGAUUCAGACCCCACGAACAAGCGAAACAUCAAUCUCAUCGCUUCCCCUUGGACGCGAAAGCGUCAAGCCUCGCUGGAGUACACCCUCUUCUGUACUCAAUAUUUCUCCAUCUGUUCUCUCAGGCUCAACCUUACCCGAAGAACAAGUCCGUUCUCCUCUCACUCGAGCCAUCAUUAUGAUGGACUCGCCGCUAGCGAAAGUUUCAACACUGCCAAGGGUGAUAACACCACAGAAACGGGUGGCUGGGACUUCAUCAAAAUUGCCGACGCCGUCUACAUUAUUAAAGGGUGUGGCCAAUAUAACUACCCCGCCAAGUGGGAGUCAGAAGGUUAAUUCGCCUCGAACACCCUCUAGCCUCUCUUCUCCGCUUCACAAAUUUACAACCCCAGAAGCCCUCUUGAAUGCUAAGUGUGAUGGCUGCGCUCGUCCACUCCUAGUGCAAGAUAUGAGAGGUCGCAUUGUUACAGUCCCAAAGUCCCGCAAAGCAUCCGACGACGACGAUCAGGAAGUUGAAUCCGUUUCGAAUCGCGAUAGUGAUAAGGACAUCCACGUAGAAAGAUAUCACCAUGCAUGUUUCAGAUGCGCCACGUGUGGUGAUAACUUCGGCGAAUUGGAUGGCAGAACUAACUUUGUAAGGGAGAAUGGGAAAGCGGUUCAUGUUUCUUGCGCAUCGCCAUUGCGAACGAUUCGCAAAGAGUUCCCAGUCCCAUCAAAUGGUCGCGAGGUACCGAAAUAUGACCGCAUGAGCACGGUCCCACCAAAUUCCAAGAUUCAAGCACCGAAGUUCGGUCUGAGGGAGAAGGUCCGAUCUUCGCCUCGAGCGGUGACUCCUCCUGCGCCAGUUUCUCCUGUGUCAUCGGGUCGUUUCGCCUGUGGUGGAUGCAGGCGAACUGUAUUCCAGAUGGAGAAAGGCGUUGUACCAGGUCCUCAGGGCAGCAAGUGGCAUUUAGGGUGUCUUGUCUGUGGUGGGAAGGACUGGCGAGCUCGUAAGGAAGCUCAGCGACUGAAUGGAGACCCGCAGGCAGGUUGUGGCAAGAAGCUUGACAGCCAGGCAAGAUCCGACCGCGAUGGCCAAGUGUGGUGCAAUGAAUGCUUGCUAAUGCUGCCUGCCGAGCUGAGGGCUCGUCGGUCGCCGAGUAGAGGGGCUCUUCAGCCGAAUGACACCGGCAAUGGGGGAAAGAUAAGUCUUACCUUCUCGCCGACGCCUACCAGCGGAGGGAGAGUUGGCACACUGGUCACUCAGUUUACUGGAGGAUCAACUGGACCGCUCUCUCCAUCUUCCACCUCGUCCAGUUUCGCGUUCCCAGACGUCAAUGAUUUAGCUCCGUUACGGACCCACUUCACUGGUACAAGAUCAGCUAGUCCUGUUCGCCGUCAGUUCACGGGAACAGGUUCUUUCGUUACUUCCGCAAUCCGAACUACGGCUCCACUCAAGAUGCAAUCCACUGGAGGAAACAUCCUGAGCCCACAGACCACGGGUGGUGUUUCUCGUCGUCCGAUUUCGGUUCUUGGGAUUAGGAGCAUAGCACCUUUGAAGACACAUGCAACGGGUGAAGCCGGGACUUCACCCUUGGAGCCUCGGACCACUAGUCCCCUAAAGCUGAGACCUAAGUCGGUGCUUGGUAUCAGAUCUAGUGGGAUUAGUAAUCGAGGCAUUAAACUAGUCCAACAAAUGACCGGGGGAAAUUCUUCCAGGUCAUAGAGUGGACGGAAGUAUUAGCUAGAUUUCAUCUAUAUAUUCGUGAAUUUAAGGACCGUACAUGUUAUGUGGUUUCCCUGCUUGCUCUAUAUCUUGUUUUGCUCAUGUUUCAAUCAUUUUUGCAUUUGUCUUUUCGGUACUACUGCUAAACUAGAGUGCUUGCGCUUCGCUUGACUCUGCACAGCCCUUGUUUCCUUUCACUUGUCCCAGCAUGAAUC